UCUAAGCUUCAUAAGCUUUGCUUUCUGACUGAGGCACUGAGGUAGUCUAUUCUAUUGCGUUUCUUGAAGUUAAAUCUUAAAUCUACUGGCUUAGAUUUCUGGAAAAGUAUCAAAACUAGUAACUCAGUAUUUUACUUUUUGUAUUCUAAAUGUGAGAAAUUAUUCCACAGCUAUUAUGGAGGAGGAUACAGAUGUAUUGGAAGAUGGAGAGAUCGUAGAGGAAUGCGAUACUUCGUCUGCUCCUGUGUCGUUCUCGUUGAGUCGGGCCAUUUCAAGAGAGCCCGAGACAAUCUGUAGUGAAGAGAGCAGCAACGACAACUCGGAUGACUCUGACGAUGACAGUGACGCCCAAUGCUCAAAACCAAAAAAAGUAAAACCCCAAUGUCAGUUACCAGUGAGUAGGAAAGAAGUUCCCAACAAGUACAAGGUCUGGAGCGUAGCUAUACAGGAGGAGGCCCUAACAGAGACGCUGACUAAGUGCGACGUAGAAGCUAUAGAUCGUGAGAGGAGCGUGGAAUCGUACAACUACAAAGUAGUAGACAACACUGACUACAGUCAUUACAAUGAUUUCCACAUGUCGGUCUCUGAAUGUCCCUUGAUAGAGAACAAAUACAUCAACAGCAAGUACGGCAGCAAUGAUAGGAGAUUUGGGGUUGGUAGCAAACGUCGGCACAGCGAUAUCAAGCAGAGGAUUGGACAUGGAGACAAUUGCCGGGCAUACAAGAUGGCAAACCUCUCUGUGACUGCGGAUGAUCCACCAGAAGACGUGGCCGAGGACAUAGCCAAGAAACUGAGAGAGUCUAAGAUCGAUCUCAUCUUAAAUGUUGUACUGGUGUUGGGCAAGGAGAAGGCUAUUGCUCUGUACAACGAAACCAAAGAUGUAGAAGAUAAUGGAGGCAUGCUGUUAAUGAAUGGAGAGAGAAGGCGGACAGCAGGAGGUGUGUACUUCCUGUUGCUGAAGAGAGACAACACCAUCAGCUCGGAUGCCACAAAGGAAAUAUUCAACGAUAAAUUUUGUAACAGGAAGAAAAAGAAAGCACAUAGAAAAAAAAAGAGCAAGAAGUAUGAUGAAAUUAAAGAGACUUUAAUAAGAGAAAAACUCCUUGGGCUUAACACUGCUGCGUAUCCUCCCGAGUCGGAUACAAAACAGUCUGGUGGUCUACUGGACGCAGAAAGCAAUAACCUAGAAGAGGGCGAGGUGGAGCUGACCGUAACGAACCCACCGCCGUCUCCCGCCACAGACCAGGAUACGCCUCCUUCGCGCACGCUAGUCUACAGCGAGGACGAGACCGAACAUGUGGACACCGGCACGUCCAUCUGCGCGGAGAGUAUAGGUCGCAAGGUUGUUAGCUACGAAGACGACGACGACGGUGACUUUUUGGACUUAGAUGUCGACGAAAUGGAUGUGUUUUGAAUUUUGUGAUAUUACAGUAAUAUUAAGUACCGUAGCAUGUAAAUAUCGUAAUUACUUGGUAAUAUUUUUCUAAUGUAUUUAUACAUUAAUGUUGUAAUCAGCUAUUUUUUUAAGUAUUGAUCGAUACGAGACA
Molecule: messenger RNA, 1547 nt
Organism: Homalodisca vitripennis (glassy-winged sharpshooter)
Lineage: Eukaryota; Metazoa; Arthropoda; Insecta; Hemiptera; Cicadellidae
Product: phosphorylated adapter RNA export protein-like
Exons: 6
Coding region: 176-1414 (412 amino acids)
Biological process (GO): snRNA export from nucleus
Cellular component (GO): nucleus
Source: RefSeq, a predicted model, not a curated record